Molecule: messenger RNA, 3002 nt
Organism: Chelonoidis abingdonii (Abingdon island giant tortoise)
Lineage: Eukaryota; Metazoa; Chordata; Testudines; Testudinidae
Gene: G6PC2
Product: glucose-6-phosphatase catalytic subunit 2
Biological process (GO): glucose 6-phosphate metabolic process; gluconeogenesis
Cellular component (GO): membrane
Molecular function (GO): glucose-6-phosphatase activity
Source: RefSeq, a predicted model, not a curated record
ACCAAACCAAUGCUCUUUGACGUUAAUGAGAGUCUUCUAUUACUGAUUUCAGUGGGCAUUUGACUGGGCCUUUAGUUCUGCCUAUUCAUUAGGUACAUAGGUCAGAGCUAGAGUUUUGGUUCAAAUCCACUUUUUGUUUCCUCAGAGAAAGUAUAUAUUUAAACAUUAAAAACCAGCUUCUGCAAAAUAUUACUUGUUUAAGAUCUACUAUCCCUUUACUGCAUUCAUAUUAGACUAUGCAAAAGAAUUUAAGGAUGCAGAAGGUUAUGCUUGAGUUGCCUUGGCAGAAUAGACUGCAUAGCCCCUGCUUUAUCCUCUGAAUCACUCCAGUCAAUUCCAUCAUUAUUCUGUGUUAAUUCAUACUGAAAAAAUCCAUUCUCAGUGUGUCCUCAGUUAAUGUGGUAUCUUGUGUAAAGGAAAUAAAUAAUUAUUUUUUCAACUCUUUGGGGAAAGUAUCACUUUAGAAAACAACCUGUCAUUUAAAAUUAUUUUUUUUAAUUUAUGUCUGCUGUUUGGAUUUAAUUACAAUUUUAAACAUGUGCCGUGCUAAGUAAUAAAUACAGCAAUAUAGCCACAUUCUAUUUCAAAUUAAAAUGCAUAAACUUAAUGACUCUUCUGCUAAGACCAAUUAAUCAUGAAUUCUUUCUAGUCUUUAUAAGGGCAACACUUAAUCAAGCAUACAAAUUACUAGUGUCCGUCCUUCAGAGAAAUGAACUGUGUUAAAAUUCAAGCAAACAUUUUCCAACUGUUCAUACAAAGGGUUGCAUAAGACAGUCAUUGUGUUGCCACAAAACUUUCCCCAUGAUUUGCUGCUGAUCAGCAUAUACUUCACCUCUUUUCCUCCAAUUAAAAAUAGCAAAGAGAAAAGCUUUCCAGCACUAACAGAUCCACGUGUCUCCUCAUAGAUGUGGAAAGUCACAUGUUUCAGGAAUGGCCAGAUACCCCACUCUGGUACAAUAUAAAAGCAAUGUUAGUCAUUGUCUCUCAUUUUUAAUAGCUCUCCUUUCAUGGUUCUAAUUUUGCCAUUAGGAACUAAACAUUACAGGAACUUUCCUUUUAGUAUAGUGUAACCGAUAAAGAUGGAUCUCCUUCAUAGUAAUGGUGUGCUUAUAAUUCAGCAUUUACAGAAGAAUUACAGGUCUUACCAGGACUUUCUAAAUUUCAUGUCACAAGUAGGAGAUCCCCGGAAUAUAUUUUUAAUUUAUUUUCCUCUUUGGUUCCAACUUAACCAAGUGGUUGGUACUAAAAUGAUAUGGGUGGCAGUCAUUGGAGAUUGGUUCAACCUCAUAUUUAAAUGGAUUUUAUUUGGCCAUCGUCCAUAUUGGUGGGUCCAAGAAACAAUGAUCUAUCCCAAUCAAUCGAGUCCAUGUCUUGAACAAUUUCCUAUAACAUGUGAAACUGGGCCAGGAAGCCCAUCUGGCCACGCCAUGGGCUCUUCUUGUGUUUGGUAUGUAAUGGUAACAGCAGCACUUAGCUACACAAUGAGGUGGAAAGAUGAAUCUGCAAUUACACUGCAUAGACUUACCUGGUCAUUCCUCUGGAGUGUGUUUUGGAUUAUUCAGAUCAGUGUGUGUGUCUCUAGAGUAUUCAUAGCCACACAUUUCCCACAUCAAGUUAUUCUUGGAGUAAUUGGUGGAAUGCUUGUUGCUGAAGCAUUUGAACAUACCCCUGCUAUCCAGACAGCGAGUUUGAGAACGUACAUCAAGACAAAUUUGUUUCUAUUCAUCUUUGCUCUCGGCUUUUACCUGCUUCUCAAACUUAUUGAUGUUGAUCUUCUAUGGUCCGUUCCAAAGGCAAAGAAAUGGUGUGCCAAUCCAGACUGGAUAAACAUUGACACAACUCCAUUCGCUGGACUGGUGAGAAAUUUAGGUGCACUCUUUGGGUUAGGUCUUGGCAUUAAUUCUGAAAUGUUCAUCAUGAGCUGUAAAGGUACAAAUGGAUAUAAGACGAGUUUUAGAUUACUGUGCAUAGCUGCUUCUUUAGCUACCUUGCAGCUGUUUGAUUUUAUCAAGUUACCCACACAUACUGAGUAUUUGUUUUAUGUUCUUUCUUUUUGUAAAAGUGCAGCCAUACCUCUUACUGUAGUUGCCUUGAUUCCAUACUGCAUACACUUGUUAAUGAGGCCAACUGAAAAGAAGUUAAAUUAGAUGAACUUUCAAAAUAGUCUGAAAAAAUGUGGGCACAUUUAGAUACAAAUGGUGUUCUGUGACUCACUACAAAGGUAAUUAUUUUGGUACUCCAUUCUGAACAGUGGUGGGUGUCACUGUGUGUUUGAUGUGCUCCCGGUAAAUCCCAUGCCCAAAGGCAGUACAUCCAGGAAUGACACUGUCAUGUCAGAACCACUGAUUGGCUUGCAUUUUGAAUUCAUUCCCAGAAGUACUGCAAGGAUUGACAAUGCAGUAUGGCUGUCUAACACCACUGCGGGUAUACACAUGUUUUGAUGCGUGUUGGGAUUAGCCACAGCUUGUAGAUUUUCUAGUUCUUGUACACUUUCAAUUGGAUGGUGCUUCAUCUCCCAUAUCAUCAUUCCACUUUCCAUUUUAUAUAUAUAUAAAUGCUGCAUGUUAAUCUGCUGGAAAAUUAGGUGUGAUAAAAUCACACUAACAACCACAUGAACACAGCCAUGUAGUGUGGUGAAGUUCUGCAUAGUUUGCCAGACUUUAGAUUUAACUUAAGUGUUUUCUGAGUGAAGCAUCUUCUGACUGAGUCAGGAAAGAAGAAGAAAAUAUUUUUAAAAAGAUUAGUCUGAAAUAAUGUAAUUUCAGUCCACUUGAUUCUAUUUCUAGGGCUAUUGACAGAGCAAAUAACUUUGUAUCGAUAUGUUGCUUUUUGUAUUUUUCUUUCAAAAAUAACUAAAUGCAAAAUCUUGAAAUGAAGACAUUAAAUUCUAUUUACUAUACAUUUAACUUUGUGGAAAUUCAUGAACAUAGUGAAUGAGCGGAGGGAUAGCUCAGUGGUUUGAGCAUUGGCCUGCUAAACUCAGAUUUGUGAGUUCAAUCCUU